This is a messenger RNA of Strongyloides ratti, 4038 nucleotides long. Its product is annotated as Neuroglian. Gene Ontology annotation, biological process: axon guidance; cell-cell adhesion. The record is from RefSeq and is a predicted model, not a curated record. The transcript is spliced from 8 exons. Gene Ontology annotation, cellular component: axon; plasma membrane. Gene Ontology annotation, molecular function: protein binding. Bases 1 to 4038 code for a protein of 1345 amino acids. Lineage: Eukaryota; Metazoa; Nematoda; Chromadorea; Rhabditida; Strongyloididae.
AUGGCCAAUUUGGCCAUUAAAAUUUUUAGUGAUAGGCAGUUAUGCCUGAAUAUUCCAUCACUAUUAAUAACACUAUUAAUUAUUUAUACCUCAACAGUUACUGGUGUGGUUAAAAUUGAUUGGACAUCAAUUCCUUCACCUCCUAAGCUUAUACAUGAACCUAAUGAUCCAAUUAUUUAUUUUACUGUUGAGAAUACAAUAUCAUCAAACGCUGAAAUGCUUGAUUAUUUAAAAGAAAGAACAUUAAGAUGUUCUGGAACUGGUAAUCCACCUCCUGUGUAUACAUGGAAAAAAAAUGGUAAACCAUUCAAUCUUGCUAUGUAUAGUGAUCGUAUUGCACAAAAACCAUCCGAUGGAAGUUUUGUAUUCUCUAGAUUGACAGCUGAUGAUGAAGGUGAAUAUCAAUGUGAAGUUUCUAAUGAUAAUGGUACAGCUGUUUCUGAAAAAAUUAUCCUCAGACAAACUUGGAUUCAUUAUUUUCCUAAACAAAGAGCGGAAAUUGUAAAAGUAGAACUUGGGGAACCAUAUAGUAGAAAUUGUACCCCACCUGAGUCAAAUCCACCUGCUCGUGUAUAUUGGAUUUUUAAAGGUGAUGAAGAAGGCUCAUUUGAUUCAAUAAAUAGUUCACACAUUUCAACAAAUGAAGAAGGUACCAUUUUUUUCCAUUAUGUCAAAGAAUCUGAUUUCAAGCCAAACCGAUAUUACACAUGUACAGCCGAAAAUACAAAGCUAAAGGAUUAUAAAUUUGGAAGCCAGUUUUCACUACAAGUUACCACAAAUAGAAGAAGAAGCUUAUCCUCAAACGUUCCACCCGCUGAACAGUAUGUAAAUCAAAGUUCACCAAUUGCACUUAAUGGAAAUACUCAUAAACUUCAUUGUUUCUUUUCUGGAUUUCCCGAACCAAAACCUAAAUGGUAUCACAAUGGACAUAUUAUAUCAGAAGAUAAUAAUGAUGGAUUUUUAUUUGAAUCAUAUGGUAAAACAUUAGUCUUCAAUGUUACUAUGAGUAAAGCUGGUAAAUAUGAUUGUAAAUUUCCAGCCCAUAGUGAUAUUGAUAGAUCUUUUAAUGUUGUUGUUGAAGCUGCACCUUAUUGGCCUGAUCAACCACCAGCAAAUACAAAUACUAGUGAGGGUGAGACAGUUGUUUUUGAUUGUAAAACAAGUGGUAAGCCUCCACCAGUUGUAACAUUUUAUAAAAAUGGUGUUGAAAUGAUAAAUCCUAAAUCAGGAGAAAAAUGGGUUAUUGAUGGUUCUAAAUUAACAAUAUAUGAUGUUAAAAAAGGAAUACAUGGUGCUGGUGAUAAUGCUGUAUACCAAUGUAAAGCUGAAAAUAAACAUGGUUAUUUAUGGACUAAUUUCUAUUUGAAUUUAUUAGCAUUUAAACCACAAUUAUUAGAAGAUUCAGGAGAAGUAGAAGCUGUUGAAGGUAAAGAACUAGAACUUUUCUGUAAAUUUUUUGCAUCACCAAUUGUAAAUAUAACAUGGGAAAGUCCUAAUUUACUUGGAAUUGCACAUGAAAUUAUACCAGUUGAUCCUAAUGGUGUUGGAAAACUUAUAAUAACAAAUGUUAAUGAAGAUUCAGAAGGUGAAUAUAAAUGUAUUGGAAAAAAUAAAUAUGGUAUUGCAACAGGUGCAGCAAAAGUUUCUGUUAGAAAACCAACACAUUUAGCUGGUUUUAAUGAACCAUCACUUGUUCAUAUUGCUGGUGAAGUUCUUAAAUUACCAUGUUCAGCUCACCAUGAUAAUAGACUUGAAGUAAAUUAUGAAUGGUUAGUUAAUGGAAAACCAUUAGAUCAGGAAAGAUUAAAUUCAGGGGCAUAUGAAAUUGAUAGUGAUAAUACACUUAUUAUUAAAAAUCCAACACAAUAUGAUUCUGCAGAGUAUGUAUGUAAUGCUAAUACAAAACUUGAUUCAGCCUCUAAAAGUAUACAAAUAACUAUACAAGAUGUGCCUGCUCCCCCACAUGCUGCCUACAUUACAGAUUGUAAUGAAAAAGAUUAUACUGUCAAAGUUAACUUUGAACAUUUGGAAGAUGCAAAUGUUAUUUCACCGGUUAAAGAAUUUUGGUCACAAUAUUUACCAGAUCCAGAUGUUGAUAAUACAGCUUGGAGAACUCAUCCUGUUCCAGUUUUUGCUGAACAAAAUGAACAUAUUGAAAAUGGACAAAGAAUGGUUCGUGCUUCACUAACUAUCAGUUUAAAACCAUAUGGUCGUUAUGUCUUUAGAGUAAUAGCAAGAAAUGCUGUUGGUGACAGUUCUCCAGUAAAAGUUAAAGGUUCAUGUGAAACAUCACCAAAAGCACCAUUUAGAAAUCCAUCAGGUGUUAAAGUACAAGGAUCUCAACCUGAUAAUCUUGUUGUUUAUUGGAAUGCUAUGCCUCGUGAAGAAUGGAAUGGCCCUAAUUUUGGAUAUGAAAUUCAAUAUAAACCAAAAUCUGGUAAUCAAUGGAAGACAAUUGAAGUAAGUGAUCCAUUUGCUAAUAAGCAAAGUAUUGAAUUUGAUGAAGAUAGACCAUUUGAACCAUAUGAAGUACAAGUUAUUGCAAAAAAUGAAUUAGGACCAGCUAUUGUUUCACCAGAAACUAUUGAAGGUAGGACUGGUGAAGGUGAUCCUGGUGUUACACCAACUAAUUUUAAAUUAAUAAAAGCUGGUUCAACAACUGCCGAAUUUAGUUGGGAUCCUAUUGAUUCUUCCGCUGUUAAUGGAAAUUUCACUGGUUAUCAGAUAACUUAUUGGCAUAUUGAUGAGGAUGAUGAUGAAUAUUUUAGUGACAUGGAAGAUUCUCAUAAAGAAUCAAAAUCUAAAAAACGUCGUUAUAUAAAAAAUAAUCGUAUUAAAAGGUCUUUCAAUGAUGAAUCAUCUUUAAAAAUUCCUAAUAAUAAAAAAACUAUUAUAUUUUCACCAAAAGCUACAAGUGGUACUGUUACUGGUCUUAAACCAAAUGCCAUUAAUUAUGCUCAAAUAGCUGUAUUAAAUGGACAAAAUGCUGGAACUCCAACUGAACCAAUAUCAUUUAGAACGGAAGAAGGUGUACCAACUCCCGUAAGAAGAUUAGGUGCUUAUCCAUUAAAUAAUCGUUCACCAGCAGAAAAUAGUGUAAUAAUGGUAAGAUGGGAUAAGCCAAAGAAUUUACAUGGAAAUUUGCAACAUUAUACAGUUGAAUAUUGUACUAUUGAUGAAGUAUCUGGAAAAGUAUUACAAUGUAGCUCACCUGAAGUUGUUCCAUAUGAUAAACAAGAAAUAAGAUUAACAAAUUUAUUACCAGAUACUAGAUAUCGUAUUAAAGUUUAUGGAAAUACAAAUGCUGGAGAUGGUGCACCAAAUUCAGUUGAUGCAAAAACAUUAUCUGAGGAGGUUGCAAGUGAAUUACAUCCAGAAACACCAACACUUACAAAUAUUAAAGUUGGUGAAGAUAAUAUAAAUCUUACAUUUGUACCUGGUGAUUUUGAUGAAAAUACAAAAAGACCUGUUGGUAAUAGUCAUAUUGUUCAAUAUCGUGAAAAAGGUAAUGAUGAAUGGAUAAAUUUACCUACUAAUGAUGAUUCAUUGGAAGCAAAUAUUAAAGGACUUGAACCAGGUACAAAAUAUGAUGUCCAAGUUGUUGCACAAUAUACAGAUGAAGAUGGUAAUAUACGACAAACACCAUCUAGAAUUCAUCAUAUUCAAACAAUUGGAAGUUCAAGUAAAUUUGGAAGAUUUUGGUGGAUACUUUUAAUAUUACUUCUUAUUUUACUUCUAUUAAUACUUCUUUGCAUAAUAUGCCUUAUUUUACGUCAAAGAGGUCAAAAAUAUCCUGUUUCGGAGAAAGAACGUUUACAAGGAAGGGAACCAAUGUUAGGAAAAGAUAGAAAUUUUGGUGAAUAUGAAAAUGGUACAAAUGAAGAAGGAAGAUCAUUAGCUGGACAUAGUCAAACCGGUUCUGAAACAGAUUCUAUGGCAGAAUAUGGUGAUGGGGAUCCAGGAAGAUUUACAGAAGAUGGGUCCUUUAUAGGACAAUAUGUCCCAACAAAAACUUUAGCCCCAAAUAGUGAUCGCUAG